This is a messenger RNA of Ostertagia ostertagi, 297 nucleotides long. The record is from the annotation of a GenBank genome assembly. Lineage: Eukaryota; Metazoa; Nematoda; Chromadorea; Rhabditida; Trichostrongylidae.
AUGGUCGUACUAUACGUUUGGGAUGGCACGACUGUAGGCAAGGCAGAAGGCAUCGUAGAUGAUUCGCUUGAGACGAGCGUACCUGUUAAACAGGAGGUUUGCUCAGCUGAGGGCGCCAGUGGAAAUCAGUGUAAAAGUGAAGUUGAAGAAUCGGCUCAAGUAAAUGGUACGACCGAAGUUGACGAUGAUAAAGAUGUUUCGUUGCUUGAAAUAAUGGAGACAUUUUCGGCAGAUAUUGAAGCUUCCGAGAAGCGGCUGAUGAAUUGGAGACCAUGUCUGAAAGCGUGCAGUGCUUGA